AUGAAGAUCGGACGUCGACGCGCACAAAUCUUUCUCUUCCUUCUCGCCUCCAUUAUUUCCUCCGAGGCCUCAUUGGCCGCCCUUCCACGAGAAUUGUCACCGGCCAAAAAUUUCCAGAACGCUCGUUCCUUGGGAGAAGUGGUUGCGGUGUCAGGAGGGAGUGCAAAGUCCAAUCCGGUGGGCACCGAGCAUGCUCCCGUCGAUGGAAAAGAUGGAAUGCCACAUGAUGGGCCAUUUGUCGAGACCAAUGCUGAGCGAACGAGGAAAAAGACCCAAGGGCCGGGGUCUGACGAUGACCUUGUUAUCGAAGAUCCGGAUGUGAAGACAAACUACAAGGACCAAUAUUCCGAUGCCGAUCUACCACAGUCCAACGACGCGGUAAUGGACGACCGCGUCAGAUCCAGUCCGGCCGAAGGUACGAGGGGUGUCGAAGGCGGCAUCUCGGAGAAGUCCAAAGAUGGAAAAUUCACGGAUAAGAAACCCGACCCUCCCAAGGAUGCGAGGCCAUUACCACACAGUGAAGUUGAAAACAUUAAAGACGCGGAUGGUCCUGACCUAAAGACGGUGCUGGACGAGGAGUCCAAGAAGAUCCUCGCGGCUCCUACCGACCUCCCAGAGAAGCCUCAUGAUAUUCCUCACCCGGAGAACCCUUCAUCACCAAAGGACAGCAUGUUUUCAGCGGAGAGUGUUGAGAGGACAUCCAACUCAAAGGAACCUGAAAGUGCCGUCAUUCAGCCCCUCCACUCCCUCGUCCUCUCCUUCACCAUGAUCAUCUUCUCCGAGAUUGGCGACAAGACCUUCCUCGUUGCCGCUCUCAUGGCCAUGCGCCAUCCGAGACUGGUGGUGUUCACAGCCGCAUUCUCCGCCCUCAUCACCAUGACUGUACUAUCGGCCAUCCUGGGCCAUGCCGUCCCCACCUUGAUCCCCAAGGCUCUGACCAACUUUGCUGCGGCAUGCUUGUUUCUGGUCUUUGGAGUGAAAAUGUUGGUCGAAGCGCGAGGCAUGAGUCCAGAUGAAGGCGUCAGUGAAGAGAUAAAAGAAGUCGAAAUGGAGCUGGAAGAGAAAGAACAUGAACAACGGAGAAAGUCCCGCCGGCGCUCCUCCAUAUCGCCUUACGUUCUGGAAUCGGGCCGCGCCGGAAUCGGAAGGAAACAUACCAACAGUCGUCUCCCAUUUCCACCAGAAAGUCCUCCCAGUUCACGCGAGGUUUCUCCGACUCGACAGUCGACGCUGAAAAAUGUGCUUUCCGGCAUCAACAAUUUGUGCUCAUUACUCCUCAGCCCGGCCUGGGUCCAGACGUUCGUCAUGACUUUCUUGGGUGAAUGGGGUGAUAGGUCACAGAUUGCCACCAUUGCUAUGGCCGCGGGUCAAGAUUACUGGUGGGUCACGGCCGGUGCUUUGGGUGGACACGCCAUUUGUACUGCCGCGGCGGUUUUAGGUGGGAAAGCGAUUGCGGGCAGAGUCAGUUUGAAAACAGUCACCAUGGGCGGUGCGAUUGCAUUCUUGGUGUUUGGGGUAAUUUACUUGCUCGAGGCUGUGUAUUGA
Rhinocladiella mackenziei CBS 650.93 is the source of this 1545-nucleotide messenger RNA. RefSeq lists its product as uncharacterized. The transcript is spliced from 3 exons. Lineage: Eukaryota; Fungi; Ascomycota; Eurotiomycetes; Chaetothyriales; Herpotrichiellaceae. The record is from RefSeq and is a predicted model, not a curated record. Gene Ontology annotation, molecular function: calcium ion transmembrane transporter activity; manganese ion transmembrane transporter activity. The coding region runs from base 1 to 1545 and encodes 514 amino acids. Gene Ontology annotation, cellular component: fungal-type vacuole membrane; Golgi apparatus. Gene Ontology annotation, biological process: Golgi calcium ion homeostasis; manganese ion transmembrane transport; calcium ion transmembrane transport.